This is a messenger RNA of Phalaenopsis equestris, 2328 nucleotides long. Its product is annotated as probable receptor-like protein kinase At1g30570. Bases 242 to 2152 code for a protein of 636 amino acids. Gene Ontology annotation, molecular function: protein kinase activity; ATP binding. The transcript has a single exon. NCBI's taxonomy places the organism in Eukaryota, Viridiplantae, Streptophyta, Magnoliopsida, Asparagales, Orchidaceae. Gene Ontology annotation, biological process: protein phosphorylation. The record is from RefSeq and is a predicted model, not a curated record.
ACAAGAUCCGCAAAUGGAAUUCGAAAUUUAUGAAUGCAUUCACUUGUGCGGAACGAGAGUAAAAGUUGAGUCAAGACCACCAAACCCCACUCAGUGAAGAAAGAACACUUCGCACCAGUACACGGGCAAGCAAUAAUUUCUCCUCGGUGAACCACAAACAUCCUCUAAUUCAAACGAACAUCUUUCUUAUCGUCAAAACACCCACCUUUCUUCUGCCUCCCCCGCUGCGAUAGCCAUCAAAAUGCUCCGCCGGCGUCUUAUACUCUUCCUCCUCCCAGUCUCAGCCCUCUCAUUAAACACCACAUGUCCCUACGAAAUCCCCUACGCCGCCCGGAUGAUUCCAUCAGUUUGCUACGCCAAUUCCACCUCCUACCCAUCCGCCACCAGCUGCUGCUGGUACGUCUUCGCCGCCUACAUCUACGCCGCCAUUCGCUACUCCAACCUCACCGGCGCAGCCUUCCUGCCCCCUUCAACCGCCUCCUCCUGCUCCUCCAGUUUCUCCUCCUACCUCCUCCGUGAAGGCCUCGCUGGCCCCUCUCUUCUCGCCAGCUCCUCCUGCAACCUCGACGGCGACCCCGUCCGCCUCGCCGCCGGCAACCGCCCCUGCCAAUUUCCCACCGUCUCCCUCAUCCGAUCCUCCACAGAUCUCUCCCCCGCCGACAUGCUCUGUUCCUCCCCUCCCCUCAAUCCCGACUCCCACCCACUCCUCUGUUCUCAAUGUCAGACUGCCGUCAUCAACUCGACUUUCUCUCUCCUCAACGUCACCAACAGCGAGCAGAUCGUCCCCUGCGGCAUGGCCACCACCAUCGCUAUCUGGUCACCUCACAAUCCCUCUCUCCCCCGUUUCCGGUCUUUCGCAUUCUGUAUGCUCCAGAUCCUCCAAAACAUUGGCAACUUAGGCACCGGUAACAUCCUUCCUUCCCCUCCUGCACCUCCUCCUCCUCCUCAUCCAAUAACCUCGUCUAGCAUCUCCGGCUCCCGACACGCCAAAAUCGUCGCCGGAUCCUCUGCCGCUGGCGUUACCUUCUUCAUCUUCAUCGUCGCGUUCCUAUUUCUCCUUUUCCGGAGAAAAAACAAAACUUUUGAUGGGGAACUCGCCGCUCCCAGCGAAAUCAUCUCCCCUGUUCUACCCAGAGAGGGUCUGUACAUAUUCACCAAGGCGGAGCUGCAGCAAGCGACUAAUGGGUACGAUGACCGGCUCCUCCUUGGAAAGGGUGGCGCCGGAAAGGUUUACUUAGGUAAGCUCCCUUCCGGCCAGCAGGUGGCAAUUAAACGCAUCUACCGCGAGAAAAAGCUCUGCGAAUUCUACCGCGAGGUCGAGGUGCUCGCCAUGCUCCGGCACCGGUACCUCACGACUCUCGUGGGAUACUACCAAGGGGAGCGCUACGAACAUGCGCUAGUAUACGAGUACCUGGCCGGCGGCAACCUCGCCGGAGCUCUGGCCAAUGGAAUCGGACUAACUUGGCGGCAGCGCCUCCGUAUAGCGGUGGAGGUAGCCGAGGGGCUCGUCUAUCUCCACAUGUUUCCAGAGGGCGCGGUGGUUCACCGCGACGUGAAGCCGACCAAUAUAUUAUUAACGGAAGGCGGCGCCGUUGCAAAGCUGUCGGAUUUCGGUGUGUCGAAGAUGUUGCCGCAGGAGGGGAGCCAUGUGUCGACGGAAGUGAAGGGGACGAUGGGGUAUAUGGAUCCGGAGAGCUUCUCCGUAGGCCAUGUAUCGGAGGCCGCCGAUGUGUACAGCUUCGGCGUCGUGCUUCUGGAGCUCGUCACCGGGCUGAAUGCUAUUGUCCACACGCCGUCUGGUGGUGCGGAGUCCAUCGUUCAUGCUUCUCGCGAUGCGGAUGCGGACGGAGAUGUGGAGUCGAUCGUCGAUCAACGGUUUGGUUCGUCGUGGGAUCAGACGACGGUGAGGGCGGCGUUCGAGCUCGCUCGGCGCUGCGUGAGGCAGUACAAGAAGGAUCGGCCGGCGAUGGGGGAAGUGCUGGGCGAACUCAGAGGUUUGCUUGCUGACCUCGAUGCGAGGGGAGGUGAUGGAAGCAUCGUGGAGUGCUUGUCGGCAGACAAGUCGCCGACUGGUCUUUCGGGGACGACGACUUCGGAGGAGCCGGUGUGGGUGUCGGAGGGGAGUACGGAUCAGGACAAGGUAUAUAAUUAAAGAAAAAACAAAGGGAGAUCAGGGGCUUUAGAUGCCAAAUUAUUAGGGAGGAAGGGAUGAGAUGAUUAUUUUUUGUUUUUAAAAUUAAUUUUGGUUUAUUGAUGGCUAAAAUAGUUGUGAUGAUGGAGAAGUGUAUGUCAAUAUUAAAUUUGAAUUUUUUUUUGGAAAUUUACAUG